This is a messenger RNA of Sinocyclocheilus anshuiensis, 621 nucleotides long. RefSeq names its product C-type lectin domain family 4 member M-like. NCBI's taxonomy places the organism in Eukaryota, Metazoa, Chordata, Actinopteri, Cypriniformes, Cyprinidae. The coding region runs from base 1 to 621 and encodes 206 amino acids. The transcript is spliced from 4 exons. The record is from RefSeq and is a predicted model, not a curated record.
AUGGAAGAAAGAGACCAGGUUCUAACCAGGAAUAAAAACCUCACAGAUGAGAGAGACCAGCUACUAACCAAGAUUACUAACCUGGUAGAAGAAAAAGACAAGCUACUUGACAAGAACAUAAAUGUCACAAAAAUAGAAUGGGAUGAAUUAAUAUCCAAGAAUAUAAACCUGUCUAAACAGAAAGAUCAGUUUAUUCAGGAGAGCAAUGAACUUUGGAAGAGUCUCAAUGAAAAAGAUGGAUGGACAUACUAUAACUUUAGUUUGUACUUCAUUUCCUCUGAGUGGACGAGCUGGACUGAGAGCAAAAGAUACCGUAUGGAGAGAGGAGCAGCUCUGAUCAUCACAAACAACAGAGAGGAACAAGAAUUUAUUAACAAGAUUUCUGGUGGUGCUGGAGUCUGGAUUGGUCUGACUGAUAGUGAUGUGGAGGGCAGAUGGAAAUGGGUUGAUGGCACCAACAUGACCUCUGGUUUCAGAUUCUGGGUGUCUGGAGAGCCAAAUGGAUACAGGUUAAAGAACUGUGCUGUGUCAUAUUCAUCAGGGUGGUAUGACUAUCAGUGUAAUAAUGGUCCAUAUAAAUGGAUCUGUGAGAAGAGUUUUGUAAAGUAUCACAUUCCAUGA